Sabethes cyaneus is the source of this 1316-nucleotide messenger RNA. RefSeq names its product proteasome activator complex subunit 3-like. Gene Ontology annotation, cellular component: nucleoplasm; cytoplasm; proteasome activator complex. NCBI's taxonomy places the organism in Eukaryota, Metazoa, Arthropoda, Insecta, Diptera, Culicidae. Gene Ontology annotation, biological process: regulation of G1/S transition of mitotic cell cycle; regulation of proteasomal protein catabolic process; positive regulation of endopeptidase activity. The transcript has 4 exons. Gene Ontology annotation, molecular function: endopeptidase activator activity. The record is from RefSeq and is a predicted model, not a curated record. Bases 153 to 902 code for a protein of 249 amino acids.
UCUCUUCGUUUCGCCACAUCUGACAAACAGGAUUUAGCUUCGUUACUGUUGUGCAAACUUUUUGUUUUGCGUUUUCCGAAAAGUGUGGAAAUUCUUUACAAAGAACGAGUUUCUGCUUUGGGCUAAUAUUAUUCAAUAAAAAUAUUGUUAAAAUGGGUGAAGCCGACGAUACAGCAAAAAAGGAGUACAAAGACAAUCUAAUCAAGAAAGCUGAAGAACUCAUCAUUAAAGGAUUCCCUGAAAAAAUUGUUAAGCUGAAUGAUUUGCUUUCAACUCCACAGUUUUCUGAGAGAAAUUUCUCCGAUGUCUACCAGGAUCUCAACAUUCCAGUGCCAGAUCCAAUUGAUCUAAACAAUGCCGAUGCGGAGAAACCCGAAUCUGACGAGCCAGCCGCAAAACGUCCUCGCGUUGAUUUGUCUACGAUUAGUGGCACAAAAGUAAUGGCGUUGCCAAAUGGCCGUGUUCAAUGUAAUACGCCAAUCUGUGAGCUGAUCGAAGUGGUUAAACCGGUUAUCCGUUCCCUGGUUGAAGAUUCUAAUCUGCUCAAGAUGUGGAUCUCAUUUAUGAUUCCUAAGAUUGAAGAUGGCAAUAACUUUGGAGUUUCAAUCCAGGAAGACACCUUGGCAGAAAUACAGUCGGUUGAAACAGAAGCGGCUGCUUUCUUCGAUCAAAUUUCUAGAUACUUUGUAUCCCGAGCGAAGAUAGUUUCUAAAGUUGCGAAAUAUCCACAUAUUGAUGAUUAUCGUCGUGCCGUUCAGGAACUUGACGAAAAAGAAUUUUUAAGUUUAUGGCUAGUAUUGAGCGAGGUAAGGAAUCGUUAUUGUUCAUUGCAUGACAUUGUCAUCAAAAAUAUGGAAAAAUUGAAAAAGCCCAGAUCAUCCAAUGCUGAAAGUUUGUAUUAAAUACGAAUAACUGAAAAGGGUGUUACGGUCAUUGACGAGAUACGGUGAAGAUUACAUUUUUCCAGUUUUAUUUUUUUAAACCUGAGUCACAUGAGAACGACGGCACAUAGACAACGCCUGCAAACAAAAAAUUCCAACUUAAUUAUAUAGCUUUACGAUUGAUUUGUUUAAAUUUCCAGUGCCCCAGAACAUCAAUUCUUGAAAACAAUCGAUAGUUGCAAGAGAUAGAAACUAUUAAUAGUUACAGCAUUCAUGUUAAAUAAAGCAAGAAUGUUGUAUUAUUGCCGCAUACAAAAUAAGUACCAGCCUAUAAAUGUUAAAAUGUCUUUCGUAUUAUUUAAAUUCGACUGUCCUGCUGACAAGACUACGGUUAUCCUCACCCUGAUUUCCGGAAAAUGGCAUCAAAUAUACAUU